Molecule: messenger RNA, 4587 nt
Organism: Microcebus murinus (gray mouse lemur)
Lineage: Eukaryota; Metazoa; Chordata; Mammalia; Primates; Cheirogaleidae
Gene: SMAP2
Product: small ArfGAP2
Cellular component (GO): cytoplasm
Molecular function (GO): GTPase activator activity
Source: RefSeq, a predicted model, not a curated record
UGUAGAGUAGAACACCUUAAAGUUAAUUCACUUUUACCAAAUUCCUCUAUUGUUAAACAGUAUUCCUGUAUUGGUUAAUUUUUAAAAUCAUGAUUUGCCACACUUGACCUGUCCACUAGAAUGUAAGCUCCACGAGAGCAGGGGGGUUUGUGCCUGUUUUGUUCACUAUAGUAUACCUAGCACAUGGAAUAGUGCUUGGCACAGACCAGGCUUUCAGUAAAUAGUUGUUUGAACGAAUGAAUUGGUUUUAUCAUCUAUAAGCCUUUUGUUCCAUAUUAGAAGAAAUUUUUUAUAUAGAUUAUCUGAAUAAUUAUUUUAAUUCUUAAGAAAGCUAUUAAUUUUCUGAAAAAUGUUUUCAAAUUGUUUAGAAGGCUCUAUGUCAGUCAGGGACCAGUCAGGGGAACAGAAAUCACUGUUGGUUGUAUAAGCAGAGGGAAUUUAAUAUACAGAAUAGGUUAUGCAGCUGACGUAAGAGCCAAGAAGCUAAACACAGGCUGGUGUGGCACCCCAGAGAUUAGCAAUGCCUGGGAGCUACUACACCACUAAGGAAAAUAGAAGGUAUAGAUGUUAGUGUCACCAAGGCCUAGAAGCCUGAGCUGUAUGGUAUGAGAUAGAAGCAUGGAAAGAGGAGCUGCCUCAUGGCAGCUGGAACCCAGUCUGAAUAAGAGAGAGAGCAUUACCUGGGCUUCUCACAGCUCCUACCUCUUAUCCUGCCCAAUGCCUCCAGUCAACAGAACUUAUCUAGAAGUCAGAGGGCAAGGGAACCUGGGAGAUGUAGUUCCCUGUGAUAGAGCAGAGCAAGGAAAGGCAGGUUCCCAGCAUGAAAAGGCAAGGACAUAAAUGGCAUUCUUUCUCGUUACAGUAUUCGAAUUAUUUUGGACCAGAGAUAAGAAGGGUUUUUAGGCAGAUACAAUCUUGUGUGCUUGUAAAGGAUCUUGACUGGUGCUAAAACAACAAUUAGUCCCAGGAAGUAAUGUAACCACUCAUUCAUAACCUAUAUAAUUAGGGUGUGUGAGUAGGCAAAUUGGCUUCUGUUGAAUCUAUAUUUGAGUAUUGGCCACCGCCAGGAGUGUUUUAUCGUUUGAUUUCUCAGAAAAUAAUUUCCCACCCUGUAAAUUCUAGGAAGCCUUAGAUACAGUGUAUCUAUGUUGAGCUGUGUCAUCUACAACUGAACGUCUUGAAUUGAUAACACAGAAGAUGUAUAGAGAGAAUUUUGAGGUCUGUAGUCUUAAAACAUGGUAUAGCUUAGUCUUUUCUUGAUCAUUAGGGUAAUCUCAGUGAGCCUAUUUUUCCUUGUGCCAAACAUCAUUUUAACUAGUCAUAUUGAUUGGGUUUGUUCUCCCCAACAACUUCAGAUAGGUUAGCAUUGGGUGAGGGGGGUGAGAAUCACUGGAUCUGGUUUCUUCUACUCUGAACCUGAAAAGUGUUUUGUAAGGAAAGUUGCUGCUGCUUCAUUUAAAGUCAAACCUUCCCAAGCUAUUGCUACUAGUUUUCUUCUUCAUUAUAGGAGUGUUUGAUAAGUUACAUGAUACAAGUUCAGCCCUCUCUGGUAGUGCUUUUUUUGUCAAUCGGGUCACCUGCAUUUGGGCCCUUGCUACAUUGAUGGAAUUAGUGGAACUAGGCCAGCAGAGGUUUUCUAUGUAGUGUGAGUAUAUUUGCUUUUAGGCUGCUACUUCCCACAGAGGCCAUGGGUAAAGGACUCUCAUUGUUUGAGUAAAGUUACCAACUGUAAAAAUUGCAUAGAUUAUAUUGCUUUUCUCUUUUUUCCAAAAACAAAAAAUAAUUUCCUUUUGGCAGGUGUUGCUAUAAUUCAUAGAUGUCAUUAAAAUGUAACUCAGUAUUUUAAAAAGCAUUAUCAGACUGCUUUCCAGAGUACCGGUUCUUUUCAGCCAGUCCAUUCAACUUAAAAGGUACAUCUAUGCAUUUUUGAAGCCUCAUGUUUAAUAAAUAUAAUAUUUCGCUAUUGUAUUUGACUCUUCCCUUUCCCAAACUUUCUCCUUCCCUACCCCACUCUUCUGGAUCCUGUAUUUCCCCACAGGCUUUGUGAAUGCUGGUCCAUUGAUGGCUGAACUGCAGGUCUCUCCCCAGUGGAAAACCCCAGAGAUGAGCCAAAUCUGCCUUCAGCUGUGGCCAUCCAUCAGCGGCCACGAUGGGCCUCCUGGAACAUUGGUGUGUUCAUCUGCAUUCGAUGUGCUGGAAUCCACAGGAAUCUUGGGGUGCACAUAUCCAGGGUAAAGUCAGUUAACCUUGACCAGUGGACUCAAGAACAGAUUCAGUGUAUGCAAGAAAUGGGGAAUGGAAAGGCAAACCGACUUUAUGAAGCCUACCUUCCUGAGACCUUUCGGCGACCCCAGAUAGACCCAGCUGUUGAGGGAUUUAUUCGAGAUAAAUAUGAGAAGAAGAAAUAUAUGGACCGAAGUCUGGACAUCAAUGCCUUUAGGAAAGAAAAAGAUGACAAGUGGAAAAGAGGGAGUGAACCAGUUCCAGAGAAAAAAAUGGAGCCUGUUGUUUUUGAGAAAGUGAAAAUGCCACAGAAAAAAGAAGAUCCACAGCUACCUCGGAAAAGCUCCCCGAAAUCCUCAGCACCUGUCAUGGAUUUGUUGGGCCUUGAUGCUCCUGUGGCCUGCUCCAUUGCAAAUAGCAAGACCAGCAAUACCCUAGAGAAGGAUUUAGAUCUUUUGGCCUCUGUUCCAUCCCCUUCUUCUUCUGUUUCCAGAAAGGUUGUAGGUUCCAUGCCAACUGCAGGGAGUGCCGGCUCUGUUCCUGAAAACCUGAACCUGUUUCCGGAGCCAGGGAGCAAGUCAGAAGAAACAGGCAAGAAACAACUCUCUAAAGACUCCAUCCUUUCACUCUAUGGAUCCCAGACACCUCAGAUGCCUACUCAAGCAAUGUUCAUGGCUCCAGCUCAGAUGGCAUAUCCCACAGCCUACCCCAGCUUUCCUGGGGUUACACCUUCUAACAGCAUAAUGGGGAGCAUGAUGCCCCCACCAGUAGGCAUGGUAGCUCAGCCAGGAGCUUCUGGGAUGGUUGCCCCCAUGGCCAUGCCUGCAGGCUACAUGGGUGGCAUGCAGGCGUCAAUGAUGGGUGUGCCGAAUGGAAUGAUGACCAGCCAGCAGGCCGGCUACAUGGCAGGCAUGGCAGCUAUGCCCCAGACUAUGUAUGGGGUUCAGCCAGCUCAGCAGCUGCAGUGGAACCUUACUCAGAUGACCCAGCAGAUGGCUGGGAUGAACUUCUAUGGAGCCAACGGCAUGAUGAACUAUGGACAGUCAAUGAGCGGCGGAAAUGGACAGGCAGCAAAUCAGACUCUCAGUCCUCAGAUGUGGAAAUAAAAACAAAAUACCCGUGUGGCUGCCACUCUCCUCAGCCCUUGCUCUCCCUUUUCUUUCUUUUUCUCCACUCCCCCCCACCUCCCAGUCCUCUUUUCCUACCUCUCUCUGUUUGAUUAAGAAAUUGCUCAAUAAGUCAUUUGGGAUUGGGCAUCCUGCCCAGCCCAGCCACUCCCCAAUACAUGAAGACCUCUCUGUUGCUUUAUGUUGUACAUGCCCCUUAGCCAUCCCAACUUCUCCCCCAGGCACUCAGCCCCUAGUCCUCCCCUGGCACCAGCACCUUAGAAAUUGUUGGCAGAAGGCACUUAAACUGUGGGAGAAAUGUGCAUACCUUUGAGUACCUUCCUUCAAGGUUAAACCUCCAGGAAAGGUCUGUAGGUGUCAUGUAUUAGGCAAAGAGGGGAAAGUUUGGAGGUCCUCCUAUACAUGUUAAUAAGCUAUUUCUAAGUGUUUAAAUUUGAAGAGGGAGGCAUCAUGUUAUCCAUGAUUCGUGGGAAUGAAGAAAGUACUGAAAUCAAAUCCUCCUUGGGCUUUGGUUCAAGUUGACCCUGCUCCUGGGGUGAGGCAAGCCCCCUCCUGUGAGGAUGAGCAAAAAUAUUACUCUCUUUCCCUGAGUUGCUUUCUGGAUCUGGGGCUUCAGGAGUUGCUGCUUCAGUCCGCCUUUACUAGCACCAAAGACUUUAUGAGGAUCGCACUCACAAACACAUGUCCCUUUCCCGCCCCCUAACUGCCUUCAGUAGGAUCUGACUCCAUGGCUGGAGGACCAACCCCUACAGUGGGAACGCAGAGCUUAGCGUGUGUACUGCUCGUGUGCGUUUGUGUGUGUGUGUGUGUGCGUGCGCGCGCGCAUGUGUGUAUUUUGCCUCCCACUCUCUCCCCAUCUGCUCUGGGUGUUUUUGUUUUUUUAGUUUUAGGUUUAUAGCAGAGAGGAGUUAAUUUAUCAACAGCCUACAACUGUUGCCAGUUUUUCUUGUAGUUUAAAAAAAUUGCCAUCUCACCUAUAAGCGCCCUUUCUGCUUUCCCUUCUCCCAGUCUGCCAAUCACUCUUUCAUGCCUGUGUGUCCCGGGUGCUUUGUAUCGCCUUUCCCCAGUGUGUGAGGCACAGGGCCUGGACAGCUUUCCUCUCAGUCAUUGUUCACCCCACUUGAAAAUUCAAACAAGAAAACUUUGCUUAAAAGAUUUCAUGUGUGGGAACCACAAUUCCUGGUUGCCUUUCUCCUGUGUAUGUGUAAAUUCCUUAAAUAAAUAUUGCAGGGAAGGA